AUGAUGCGAAUAGCUAUAGCUGGGGGCUCUGGCCUUGGAUAUCUCUUGGCAAGUCAUAUUUCCAAAGCAGCAAACGCUUAUCAAGUUGUUGUUCUCUCCCGUUCAUCACGUCCCGAAUAUGCAACACUUGAUGUUCAAGUCAUGGUUGUUGACUACAAUGACGAGAAUAGCCUAGCAUACGCACUUCACGGAGUUAAUCUUGUCAUCUGCACCUUUUCAGGGGCUGAACAGAUCAACCUGAUCACUGCAGCUGCCCAAAGCGGUGUACAAUUCUUUGUUCCGUCCGAGUUCGAAGGAAGUCUCGAGAAGCGACCCGAAAACGAUCAACUCGACCCCUAUUCAUACUCAUCCCAAGCCAGACAGCACCUCAGACGCUGUGCAAGAUCAUCCCAUAUGAAGUGGACCGUAUUCUCUUGCGGCAUCUUCAUGGAGAGAUUUCUCCCCCAGGGGCUCGGAAGCUUGGCUAUUGGCUAUGGUUCAAACUUGUCCAACGUUGGAUCAUACAUCCUGGACAUGAAUACCUAUACUGCUGAGUGCGUUGAAAAGACUCCCCGGGGGCAUACUGUGCGCGUCUGCAUGACAUCUGUAUAUGAUGUUGCUCAAUUCAUCGUUGCUGCCAUUGAUUUGGGACCUGCGAACUGGCCUCGCGAGUUUACGAUGAGAGGAGACCGCCUGUCACUUCGUGACAUUGUUGGGCAAUGCUCAAGAACCCUGAACGGCAAGUUGACAACAUAA
Molecule: messenger RNA, 735 nt
Organism: Fusarium musae
Lineage: Eukaryota; Fungi; Ascomycota; Sordariomycetes; Hypocreales; Nectriaceae
Exons: 2
Coding region: 1-735 (244 amino acids)
Source: RefSeq, a predicted model, not a curated record